Messenger RNA from Caenorhabditis remanei, 1707 nucleotides. RefSeq lists its product as uncharacterized. The transcript is spliced from 8 exons. Bases 1 to 1707 code for a protein of 568 amino acids. The record is from RefSeq and is a predicted model, not a curated record. NCBI's taxonomy places the organism in Eukaryota, Metazoa, Nematoda, Chromadorea, Rhabditida, Rhabditidae.
AUGUCUUCGAGAUAUUCUGGAGGUGGAAGUGGAAUUGAGCAGUAUGUACAACAGCUUCCUCUACUUUCAUUGGCGUUUCUUCCGUUGAUUAGUGCGAUUUUCGGGCUGAAAUAUGUCAAUUUGAAGAGUGUUAUUCAUUUUCAGCAGGGAACCCUCGGCUCAUCCCCAUGGCGAGCCGCCACUACAAUGUCAUUUCUCUCCACUCCAAUAUUCUUUGUAUGGUGUCUCUGUGUACCUACUCCAUCUGCAAUUUUCUUUCAAAUUGGUGCAUCGUUAGCUCUUCUUCUGACUACUUUAACGUCUUCCCCGAUUCUUCAUUAUCUACCGUCACCGUCUAUUAGUAUGUACUAUCAGUUGAGAUUCUUGUCGAAGCCAUUGCGGUCAAUAAUCACAAUGACUCAAUGUGUGCUUCUCUCCACAGUCUCCAUAAUUCUUCUCUUUCUCAGUGCCUCUUUUCUCUCAACAAUCACUAAUCUUUCGGUCUAUUUGAUCCUACCAUUAGUUGCUUAUUUUUCAUUAUUCUCUGUGAUAUUCAGUGGACACUCGAGUAUGAUGAAUGCAAGUUUCUUUCUAUAUAUUGUGGUCUCAAUAUCUGGAAUCGGAAUCUUCUUGUACUAUGCAGUUCAAGAUGUUCAAUCGUUUGACACAUUAGUUCCUAUUGAAAAUUUCAGAGUUUCUGAUAUUUUGACUAGUCUGAUGGUUGGGUUCACUGUCAACUUUUAUUUACUGAAUUCCAGUUUUUUGUAUCAAAUCUUUUCCCCCAUGCCAACUAUGCACAAAUUGAGACUCACCCUUACUUUCUACGGAGUAUUCCAGCUAUUCAUCUCCAUUUUUAUCUUCCUUUGCGCCACAAUCUUCCUCAAUUUCCUUCGAGAACACUGCAAGUUCGCCAUGUCGUUUGGAUCAUUUUUUCAAUUUUCAAAAGCAAUUCUUGGAAAUCGAAUCCAAGUUUUCACUGUCUGCGCAUCUUGUCUUUGUAUACUAUCUUUCUGUUUACAAUGGACUAUUAUGUCAUUGAUGACGCUGACUUGGGAAGAAUGUUGGGCUAAACGAUUGAGAUCAUGGAAUCCUAUUCAACAGUUAUGCUCACUUCAAUUUGGAAUGCUCAUUUUGACGACUGCUGUUGUGGUUUUGACGGUGGCAACUAAUUUGGCAAAGAUUCCAGUUGGAAUGCAGCUACCGACUAUCAUUUAUGUCCUUUUCUCUUUGUUCGCCAUAAUUUCGGGAGUGACAAUAUGCGGUUACUACCUUCCAUUUUGCUCAGCAACCGGUGCAAUCUCCAGUUUUCUGCUAACCAUCAUUUUCACUGCUGGGAAUUUGGCCAUAUACUUGAUGAACAACACACCACAAAAGUUUCAAAAUUCUUGUAUCCUUGAAGAUGCAGUUGGAAAUGGAACAGCAGUUUCAAGAUCAAUAAGUCUGGACAGAGUGGUGUAUUUCGUGUCACAUCUUCCACCACAAUCACAACCAAUUAUCAGUUUGAUGAUGUUCGUUAUCAUCUGCACGAUAAUCUCUUUUCUAACCGGUGGUCAAGAUCAAAUGGGUUUGGACUGGAAUCUAAUUGCUUUCACAUGGGCAACAUCAGUCAGAAGUCCUUCCAGUUUCUCAAAACGACAAUUUGUCGUGGCAGCCGACACUGCAGAUUUCAGAUAUGCUCAACAACAGAAUAAUCCGACACCUAGUCCAGAUGUGAAUGCGUUUAGAUGA